Molecule: messenger RNA, 2140 nt
Organism: Anastrepha obliqua
Lineage: Eukaryota; Metazoa; Arthropoda; Insecta; Diptera; Tephritidae
Gene: thoc5
Product: THO complex subunit 5
Exons: 1
Coding region: 83-2023 (646 amino acids)
Biological process (GO): mRNA export from nucleus; positive regulation of DNA-templated transcription, elongation
Cellular component (GO): THO complex part of transcription export complex
Molecular function (GO): mRNA binding
Source: RefSeq, a predicted model, not a curated record
UAUCUGCUGUCGGCUGUCAACUUACUUCUGCGCUUAUGCCAAUAUAUUUUUGUUUGCCACAAACGUUUUAAUUUUCUAUAUAAUGGCAGACUCUUUGCAUAAAAAUUUCGAAACACUACGCAAUAUCUUUGAAGAAGUGCUCAAGAUGAAGAACAGCACCGCAGAACGUGAUCGUGGCGAUGAAUUGACCGAGAAGCGCAAGUACGCAUCGUUGCUGUUUGUGUUGAUCAAGAAAGUAAAUCGUAUGGUUAAGUAUAGCUUACGGUCUGGACGUGAAGACUUGCACCGCGAAAAAGUGCGCGUAGACAGCAAUCGACUGCAUCUACAGAAUUUGCUGUACGAGGUCAACCAUUUGAAACGUGAGAUACGUUAUUGUCACAAAUUCAAGAGUCAAGAUGAGGACAUCGAAUUGGUGCCAGAGAACGAAGAGGCAGGAGAGGACGACAAAUCGUUAGUGCUCAAAGAUGUGUCGCCAUUGUCAGGGCAUGCUAAACAUUUGGCACGGCUGGAACGAGAAUUGAAUUUGCGUAAACAAUUGUCGGCACAAUGCAAGGAAUUACUCAAUACAAAGCAACAGGUAUUCAGAGAUAUCGUUUUGAAAACGGAGAAGCUUACAUCGUUCGCGCCAUCCCUGCGCACUUUGUUAAAAGCCACACGACCCCUACAAGAAGCGCUCCAAGUGCCGAUGGAUCGUGAAUGGAAAUUGCAGCAACUGGUGCAGCUUUUGCCUCAACCUCUUUAUCUAGCAUACAUGAACAUACACGCUCUAGAGUUGGCGAAAGAAAGUGAUGUUUGUGUAGUUGUGGUGGGUAGUGAAGAUGAUGUGCGUCAACUGGAAAUAGCAGCACAGACAGAGGUGAUUAAGAGUGGGGCCAGUUCGGACACGGACGAGCUAGACGUGGGAAGCGUUACAAAAAAACGUAAAACCCAUGGCGGUAACAGUGAAUUGCUAAUAGAUGUAUUGCAAGAACAGAGGAAACGCGUUUUGCAACCUCAUCCACUUGAGGUGCGCUUCACAAUUGGAAAUGGCGCUAAAAGUAUGGAAGAGUCCAUAGCUGUUAAAUUGCGCUACUUUAAGCGCUUGGGCUUUGUCACCGCAGCAACGGUUGUAAGUUUGAGUGAUGCCGAUCAAAGUUUCGCAGACGUAUCACUAACUCAAGACGUACUCAAAUAUCUGCAUGACGAUGACAUGGGUGAUACUAUACCCGUACCAGGUGCCGAAUAUGAGCUGAAGCAUAUAAAUAUGACAGCAGAAGAAUGUGUAGAUUAUUUGAAUUGUAAAGAAUACGGACGUCCCUACCGCUGGCUACAGGCCAUGUGUUGCAUUGAGGUUUUUAACGGAGCUAAUGCCAUAGCGCCAUCAGGUGAGGUUACGCGCAACGAGCAGCCACAGUUACAGAAAAUGAUACCUGAUUUAAUUAAAUCAAUACAACAACUAUGGACCUCUCGUUUGAAUUUGAUCAAACAGAUACGCGCUUUAGUGCAAAAACAAAUCGAUUUAUAUCUCAAAGAAGAACGCUUGCCCACAACUCGUCCCGCCUGUAGCCUCGUACAGUGGACAGCACUUACCUAUGAAGAGUACUUGGCGUCAUCGCCUUCCACUGAUAGUGAAAUUAACAAUGGUAAUCAACUUUUUUAUCGCGCUGUGGUUGUUCGCGGCUCAGCCAAAAUGGAGUGUUUAGUUAGCAUAAGUAGCAAAUUUCCAUCUGAAAGUCCUAUUUGGUUCAUAUGCAUUUACUGGAAUGGUCAGCAUAAUGCCAUUAACAGCGCGGCAGUAAAGUCAAUGGAGUUCUGGACAAACUCAUUGACGCAGUCUAUGUUACAGCAUCCAUUGGCGUUGUUGGCGACUCAACUUGUACGUACUAUGUACAGUUUCGAUAUAUUCUUGGAGACAGAAGGCCCACUUUACAAUCCAGUAGAAUAUCAUCGUGAGAAACACUAUAUAAAGGCAUUCGCAAAACGUAUACGUGCGCGACCAUAUCGUUAUAUUGAAGGCGGUACUGUUAAUACAUUUAAGCAGUAAGUUCUAAGAAUUAUAUUUGCAAUUCGUUUUUGUGAAUCUAAAAAUACAUAGGAAUUCUUGUAAUUAUGGGAUUUAAUGUUAACAAAAAUUUACGGAAAAUAUAUAAAUAUAAAAAUA